GAGUGUGUGGGCUAAUUUUACAUUUCUGAAACUUAAUAAGUGGCGUUGAACCUAUUGCAAAACUCGGCAGUCGGCAUCACUACUUCUAGGGCUUUUGUCUAGCAGAAAGCAUCCAUACACUAAGGCAAAAAAGAAAACAAGACAGAAGAUGACAUCCAAGGUGAUGCUGAAGGCGAAGGGAAAGAACCCUAAGAAGCCCGCCGCCGAUGAGGACGCUGGAGCUGUGGCGGCAGUGUCAAGUUUCGUCAAGGAGUGGGGCACAUGGACUGCCAAAAAAGCCAAAGUAAUAACCCACUAUGGCUUCAUCCCACUUGUCAUCAUUCUCGGCAUGAACUCUGAACCCAAGCCCUCACUCUCCCAGCUUCUCAGCCCCGUCUGACCCCCCCCCCCCCCCCCAAUGGAAAUUACAGUUUUAGCCCUUAUGUAGGAGUUUGGGUUAUUUAUUAUUAGUCGAUUUGACUCUUAUUAGCAGCAGUUAAUUGUGUAAUGGAGUUGUGUUUUUGUUUUCUUACCUGUUUGUUAGUGGCUGCUAAUGUGUAAUGACGAAUAAAGGUGACUUUUUGAGAUAAUAACUAUUAGUCGAGUACCCAUAUGAGAAAUCAACCCUUUAUUUUGCGCAA
This is a messenger RNA of Lycium barbarum (goji berry), 620 nucleotides long. Its product is annotated as mitochondrial import receptor subunit TOM7-1-like. The transcript has a single exon. Gene Ontology annotation, biological process: protein import into mitochondrial matrix. The record is from RefSeq and is a predicted model, not a curated record. Lineage: Eukaryota; Viridiplantae; Streptophyta; Magnoliopsida; Solanales; Solanaceae. Gene Ontology annotation, cellular component: mitochondrial outer membrane translocase complex. The coding region runs from base 149 to 379 and encodes 76 amino acids.